AUGGUGGCCCUGACGGUAAAUCUCCUCGUCGUCACCAUCACUGCCCUCGACGAGGGCCUCCACACCCUCAUGUACUUCUUCCUCAGGAAACUGUCCAACCUCGAACUCUGCUACAUCUCUAUCACCAUCCCCAAAUCUGUCGGUAUCUCACUGACUGGUCGUAAAUACAUCUCCCUCCUGGGCUGUGUGUCCCAGUUCUUUUUGGUGGCUCUGUUUGCUGCUUCAGAGUUGUCGGUCCUCACGGCGUUGUCCUACGAUCGCUACGCCACCAUCCUCUACACUCCGCCUUCGACUUUCUGCCUGAGAUUCUGUGGGUCUACCAUCGUCCAGCAUAUCUUCUGUGACGUUCCCAGCCUCCUGCCGAAGAUCUCCUGCUACAAGAAACACGUCGUCAUCGAUAUGAGCGUUACCGGCGGGGUAGCUUUAGUUUGUGUCUACUCCAGCACCUGGAAGUCCUUUACAGGCGCAGAAUAUUUUAUCCACACGGUGAUAUCCUACGACCGCUAUGCUGCCAUAUGCGUUCACCUGCGCUACGAGUUUUUCUGCGAUGUCCUCUCCCUGAUAAGGAUCACCUGCUCCGACGGCCACGUCGCCCUAGACAUGAGUGUCAUCACCGGGGUAGUGUUAGGCUUCGUCUGCUUCAUUCUCAUCACCAUCUCAUACAUCUACUGUGACGUCCCUGCUCUGCUGAUGAUCUCCUGCUCUGAGGACCAGGUUGCCACGGAGUUGAGCAUGAUCACAGUGGUGGCAUUAGCCGUCGUCUGCUUCUUGCCCAUCGUCACCUCAUACAUCUGCAUUUUUUGGGCCGUGCUGAGGAUGACGGCCACUGAGGGCCGGACCAAAGCCUGGCGUUCGCGUUCUACCUGCGUCUUGCUGCCCCCCGCCCUCAAACUCCUCAUCUACAGACUGAAGAAUAAAGAUGUGAAAUCUGCCCUGAAAGCGCCGAAUGUUGAUGAACUGUCGAAGUCUGGGAGGAAGGCGGCCAAGAUUAAAGUAGGAUGGACAAUCCAGUUUCGGGGAGGAAUACUGGCCUAA
This is a messenger RNA of Tachyglossus aculeatus (Australian echidna), 1035 nucleotides long. Its product is annotated as olfactory receptor 14A16-like. Bases 1 to 1035 code for a protein of 344 amino acids. The transcript has 8 exons. Gene Ontology annotation, molecular function: olfactory receptor activity; odorant binding; G protein-coupled receptor activity. Gene Ontology annotation, cellular component: membrane. Lineage: Eukaryota; Metazoa; Chordata; Mammalia; Monotremata; Tachyglossidae. The record is from RefSeq and is a predicted model, not a curated record. Gene Ontology annotation, biological process: G protein-coupled receptor signaling pathway.